Molecule: messenger RNA, 2205 nt
Organism: Hevea brasiliensis (rubber tree)
Lineage: Eukaryota; Viridiplantae; Streptophyta; Magnoliopsida; Malpighiales; Euphorbiaceae
Product: glucan endo-1,3-beta-glucosidase 5-like
Exons: 2
Coding region: 460-1920 (486 amino acids)
Biological process (GO): carbohydrate metabolic process
Cellular component (GO): plasma membrane
Molecular function (GO): hydrolase activity, hydrolyzing O-glycosyl compounds
Source: RefSeq, a predicted model, not a curated record
ACAGGUUGACAUUCCAGCAUCUCACUCCAGUAAGGAAUUUCCUUUGGAUUAAAACGUGGAUCCUUCUCCGCUGGGCAACAUGCCUUCUCCUUGAGUCACACCAAGGAAUAUCAAUAACAGGGGUUACCAAAAAGCUAAAUACAAAGUGAAGAUUAACAAAGAAACUUCAAGGCGCAGAGCAGACAAAAAUCCACGUUGUAAAAGGGUAAUCCUCCUUUGUGGGUUUCUUUCUGUCUAUAGAAAACUCUACAAAAUAAUCUACAACAUGCUUACUCAAUUCCUUUCUUGAUAUGUAUAUUCUCCACCUCUAGCUCUCAAGUUCAAUUGGGUUUCCUCUUGGAAUAUGUUCCUUGUUGAAUCUUUAUGUAAUGCCUUCCUUUUUCUUACCAUAAAGGACUACUUUAUUCUGUAUAAAUAGAGUUAUUAGAGAAAAAGAGUUCCAAUAAACAUAAGGGAAACAUGGGUAAUAGCUGCAUGUUAUGGUUGUUAUUGCUGUGCAUGAUUUGUGGUCAAGGCCUGGUUAAGGAGGUAAAAGGGUUGGCAUGCAACUGGGGAACGCAAUCAACACACCCUUUACAGCCUAACAUAGUGGUCCAGCUUUUGAAAGACAAUGGUUUUAACAAGGUGAAGCUAUUUGAAGCUGAUCCUGGGGCACUAAAAGCUCUAGGCAAUUCUGGUAUCCAAGUUAUGGUUGGCAUACCAAAUGAUCUCCUGGCACCUCUUGCGAGUAGUGUCCAGGCUGCUAUAAACUGGGUUCAGCAAAAUGUGUCUGACUAUGUAUCCAAACAUGGGGUGGAUAUAAGGUAUGUAGCUGUGGGAAAUGAGCCUUUCCUCAAGACCUACAAAGACACUUUUCUUCAGACAACAUUUCCAGCACUACAAAAUAUUCAAGCAGCCUUGAUCAAAGCUGGCUUGGCCAAACAAGUGAAGGUUACAGUACCACUAAAUGCAGAUGUCUACCAGACAGACAGUGGUCUACCUUCCGGUGGCAAUUUUCGACCGGAUAUCCAUGAUCUCAUGAUGUCAAUCAUCAAGUUUCUCAGUGACAGUUACUCUCCCCUCACCAUCAACAUCUACCCAUUCCUUAGCCUCAAUGCAGACCCCAAUUUCCCCAAAGAGUAUGCCUACUUCAAUGGCAGUGCUGCCCCAGUUGUUGACGGUUCCAUAACUUAUACCAAUGUCUUUGAGGCAAACUUUGACACCCUCAUUUCGGCUCUUGAAAAGAAUGGUUUCCCAUCAUUGUCUGUCAUCGUUGGUGAAGUUGGAUGGCCAACAGAUGGCGACCCCAGCGCAAAUGCAGAGAAUGCUCAGAGGUUCAACCAAGGCCUCAUCAAUCGAAUAUCUCAAGGGCAAGGUACCCCGAAACGCAAGACCCCACCUGAUGUCUACCUGUUUUCACUCAUUGAUGAAGAUAACAAGAGCACCCAACCUGGAAAUUUUGAGAGGCACUGGGGUGUUUUCAACUAUGAUGGAUCCAUCAAGUACCAAUUGGAUAUGGGAAAUGGAAAGUCUCUAGUUCCAGCAAAAGGUGUAAGGUAUUUGGCCAGGCAGUGGUGUGUAAUGUCACCUGAUGCCAGCAUCACAGACCCCAAUCUGGCUAACAGCAUCAGCUACGCCUGCUCCUACGCCGAUUGCACGAGUCUUGGCUAUGGAUCUUCCUGCGGCAUCCUGGAUGCUAGAAACAAUGCUUCUUAUGCUUUUAACAUGUACUACCAAACUAUGGAUCAGAGGAAAGGUUCUUGUUCAUUUAACAACUUAUCAGUUGUUACAAAACUAGAUCCCUCUCAAGAUACUUGCAGAUUCGAAAUUAUGAUUGAUCUGCGUAAGCACGAGACUGCUAGCUCAUUGGCUGGAAAAAUACAAACCUCAACCAUGGGUCUUAUUCUAGUCCUGCUAUUGAUUAUUCAUGGUGCUUUCUGAGUUUUAGAAAAAUACAAACCUCAGCCAAGAUCAAUGUUCACCCACAUCAGGUUUUUUUUCAGAUUUCUCUUAUUUUGAACAUUUUUUAAUGUUCUUGUAGCUCAGUUUCUUCACAAGCAUCAUUAAUUCUGUGAUUAUUUUCGCCAUUAAUGUAAAUAAGGAAAUCACAUAUUCAUGAUUUUCAACUUUGAAAUCCUUUUCUUCAUCCAAAAUUCCAAAUAAGUCGACUUAAAUGUUGGUCAUUUGCUUAACUAAAGAGACCAAAUUCUGCCAAUUUGCACUGCC